Papilio machaon (common yellow swallowtail) is the source of this 2314-nucleotide messenger RNA. It is a transcript of the gene Su(H), whose product is annotated as suppressor of hairless protein. The transcript is spliced from 4 exons. NCBI's taxonomy places the organism in Eukaryota, Metazoa, Arthropoda, Insecta, Lepidoptera, Papilionidae. The coding region runs from base 9 to 1508 and encodes 499 amino acids. Gene Ontology annotation, cellular component: nucleus. Gene Ontology annotation, biological process: regulation of transcription by RNA polymerase II. The record is from RefSeq and is a predicted model, not a curated record. Gene Ontology annotation, molecular function: RNA polymerase II cis-regulatory region sequence-specific DNA binding; DNA-binding transcription activator activity, RNA polymerase II-specific.
UGGCCAGCAUGCCGCACCAGUACGGCGCGGGCGCGGGCGGGAUGGCGCAGGGCCCGCCGUCCCCGCCGCCGCAGCACGGCGCGCUGUACCCGCGCUACGCCAGCGCCGCAGGCCCUGGCGCCGGCGCCUACCGCCCCGAAGAGCGCCGACUCACUCGUGAAGCCAUGGAACGAUACUUGCGUGAUCGUUCCGAUAUGGUCGUUGUCAUUUUACACGCUAAAGUCGCCCAAAAGUCUUAUGGAAACGAAAAAAGGUUCUUCUGUCCGCCUCCUUGUAUUUACCUUUUCGGCGAUGGGUGGCGGCUGCGACGCGAGCGCAUGCUGCGCGAAGGCGAGACCGAGCAGGCGUCGCAGCUCUGUGCCUUCAUCGGCAUAGGCAACUCAGACCAGGACAUGCAGCAGUUAGACCUGAACAAUGGCAAGCAGUAUUGUGCAGCUAAAACUUUGUACAUAUCAGAUUCAGAUAAAAGGAAACACUUCAUGCUAUCUGUUAAAAUGUUUUAUGGUAAUGGACAUGAUAUAGGCAUUUUUAAUAGUAAAAGAAUAAAAGUUAUUUCAAAACCAUCAAAGAAAAAGCAAUCCUUAAAGAAUGCAGACUUGUGUAUAGCUAGCGGAACAAAGGUGGCGCUCUUUAAUAGACUGAGAUCACAGACAGUAUCAACGAGGUACUUGCAUGUGGAGAAUGGUAACUUCCAUGCAUCAUCCACACAGUGGGGUGCAUUUACGAUACACCUUCUGGAUGAUAAUGAAAGUGAGUCUGAAGAGUUUGCAGUAAGAGACGGUUAUGUACACUACGGAUCUACUGUGAAGCUUGUCUGUUCUGUAACAGGCAUGGCAUUACCUCGACUUAUAAUUAGAAAGGUGGACAAGCAAAUGGCAUUACUGGAAGCAGAUGACCCUGUGUCACAGCUGCAUAAAUGUGCAUUCUACAUGAAAGAUACGGAGCGGAUGUAUCUCUGCCUAUCUCAGGAGAGAAUUAUCCAGUUCCAAGCCACGCCGUGCCCCAAAGAGCCAAAUAAGGAAAUGAUUAAUGAUGGUGCUUGUUGGACUAUAAUAUCCACUGAUAAGGCUGAAUAUCAAUUUUACGAAGGCAUGGGACCUGUCAGGUCUCCAGUGACGCCUGUGCCCCUAGUACAUUCACUGAAUUUAAACGGCGGCGGCGAUGUGGCCAUGCUGGAGCUGGCGGGGGACAACUUUACGCCCUCACUGCAAGUGUGGUUCGGUGACGUUGAGGCGGAGACCAUGUACCGAUGCGCAGAGUCCAUGCUGUGCGUCGUCCCGGAUAUAUCUCAGUUCAGGGGACAGUGGCUGUGGGUGCGACAGCCCACGCAGGUGCCAGUAUCGCUGGUGAGGAACGACGGUAUAAUAUAUGCGACAGGUCUGACUUUCACGUAUACGCCGGAGCCCGGACCUCGGCCGGUGUGUCCGCCCGUCGACGAUGUGAUGCGCCCCGAGCAGGCCUGGCACCACGACGCCAUCGCGCAUCGCCUGCCCGACAACAUACAAUAGCAGGAGGACUGCAGGCUCGACAGUCUGCGGUGAUAAACCUUACCGGUCUCUACAGGGUGGACUCCUUGCCAGUGACAACUUUAUCGGUCUUGUGUGGCAGAUUCUAUGACAGUGCAGUGACAAUGCUACCGAUCUCUGAAGGGCGGAUUAGUUGACAGUGACAACCCUACCGGUCUCUGAAAUGGGGUCUUAGUGGCAGUGUAGUGACAAUCAUACCAUCCGUUGCUGUAUGGUUCUAAAAGGACUAUCCAAAGAGUUAUAAAUAGUUGGUGAACUAGAAAGUGUUAGAUUUGGUGAGUGAGGACAUUAGUAUGUUAGUUUCUAUAGUGCCUGUAAUAUUCGCUUUAUUUGACCGGCCGGAAUUAUAAUUCAAACAGUCACAUUAUAUGUGCCAAUGUUUUUCGCUGCAACUUUAGUUCGGUCAAAAAAAAUUUACGAAGUCUAUAAAUAAUUUAUCGUAAUAUAAAUCCCUCGAAAACCGAAUUUCUGAAUCGAGAUUUUUUAAAAAAUCAGCUUAUUUAUAAUAUUUUGGAUUAUAUUACGAUCAGUAAUACAAUAGGAAGCUUAGGAUAGUGGUACGGCGCGACUCAAUAGCUUUGCCGUUCAGUGUCUAGAACAUUCGCUAAGCGAACGGUAUCAUUAAAUUACGACAGUCCUUGUCUAAAACUAUACUUAAAUUUAGGUUUUUUUUUGCGAGAUUACGACACCAAAAUGCUAUAUACUAAGAUAGUUAACUUUAGAAAAGCAAUACGAUUUAUGUUUUAACGAAUUAUUUUUAUUUUAGACGUUUGGUUUUAAAAAAAUAU